UCGCGAAAUAUGUAUCAGCGUAAAAUCGACAAGGAAACGGAAGUAAUCGGAAAGAGGGAGUCUCGAAUUUUCGGACGCUCAGCUGAGAGAGACGAAAACUCUCUAGAAGAAAUCUGUAUGGUGGCAUGGCACGACGUGCUGGACAUGGUGGGGUGAAAAUCCAAGCCAGUGAAACACCGAAUGUGUUCUCUCAUAACCUCUGAAAUCAGCAUUUUCGAGCUUGUACACUUUUCGCGAGACACGGUACACGAAAGCGACAAGUUUCGCUGGCUUUCUUCCGAUUUUAUGCGACCGGCAUCUUAUCUACGCGUGAUUUGCCCGAGAUAGGUAACUAUAGGUAACUACAAGUUACAUCUAUAAAGUGUGGGUCAUGCAGACCACUUGCAGAGUAAUGUAAUGAAUAGCUGUGGGAACUCUAAUAUUAGCACGAGGCUACGUGGUUCCAAGUGUGCCGAGACUCAAGAAGAGUCUAUAAAUCAAGUAGAGGAGAUAGAGAAAGAAGACAGUGGCGUGAUAAGUGGUUACAGUAUAAACGAUCUUAAUGUACCACGUAGCACCCUGGUUAUCUGUCAACGAAACUCCAAUUAUUCUUCAGAUCACGGCUUUGCCAGAUUUAAGCCAAGACUCAACAGUGUUCCAAGAAAUGAAUUUCGAAUGGCGCGCGGUGGCAGCUCUGCAGAUCGUGCCAGAGGUGGAACGCGUGGUAGAGGAGGUUUCAAGAAAGGCCUCAAUGAUCGCGAGUCAAAUUCAGAGUCCAGCUAUCACUCUACAUCUAGAUCCAAGUUUCAAGAAUCGUUGAAAAAUCACGAGAAUGCACAAGGCAAAUACUAUGACGAUAAAAGAAUAAAUGAGGACUCGAGAAUUUCCAAACUAUUGCGACGACUGUGUCGCGAAGAUGAUUACGAUCACUUCAUGGUGCUUUGCAAGCAAGUACAAGAGGGUAUUCUUGCACCUGAAAAUCAACGUUAUAUACGACGGAACUUGGAACUUAUUUGUGAGAAUCUGUUAGAUAUUUUGCAUUCUGGCCCUGGUCAGGAAGCAAAACAACAGAUUGCAAAAUGUUUGGGUCGAAUCGGAUAUGUGGUAGAACAAGAUUUUAAAAGAUAUAUGGACUGGACCUUCAAUAAAUACUCUUUGGAACGUAAAGAUGAUAUAAAAUGCUUACUAAUAAAAUCAAUUAGCGAGACACUCAAGAUGGAUGUCGAGACAUCUAAAUUGAAAGACUUCUCUGUGCCGAUGAUGUCCCAAUUACAAUCGAUAUUGGAAAAUGUCGAUAGAGCAGAUUUAUUGAUGGCGACUGUCGAUGCUAUAUUACUCAUCAUAGAUUCUUACCCAGAGACAUUCACGAAUCACUUUCGCGAUACUGUGGACAUACUUGUAGGUUGGCACAUUGAUUCUACGCAACAAAAGUCCGUCGUUCUUUACGCGAGUCGAUGUUUGCAAAAGCUGCGCUCAUUCUGGAUAUCAGAUCUGCAAUUUACACUGACGUUGCUAGGUCAAUUCUUGGAAGAUAUGGAAGGCUAUGAUGAGGAAUUGAGUUCACCCGAGUCCGGUCGUAUCUCACCCGGUGAUGAUGGAUCUCCGACACCAAGGGAAUGUAUUCUAAAGAUCACAUCUUUAAUAUCCGUUUUUAACACAGUAACGAAGAGCAUAUCCGAGCAUUUAAAUCCAAAUCUUGCACCCAGCGUACAAUGGUCUUUUUUAACAGAUUGUCUAUCAAAGAUGCUAAAGACUGUUGUUAAAGCGAUUGAAUUCGAAGAAGAGAAUGACGUUUGGCCCAAAAUCAUAUCUAACAACACAGAGGACUUGAUUAAAUGUAUAAAAAACGUCAAUUCGUCGCAAAAACACAUUGAAAUGCUCUCCAAGCAUUUCAGUAAAGAUGAGAUUACGGAGGAAAAUCUCGUCAAGAUGAUGAAGUCACUGAUUAUAAAUAAAAAGAAUGAUAAGAAAAAUUCUAAGAUAGUUUCUGAUAAAGGUGCUCUAUCCAAGGAAAAGGGACAGUUGUUAAUGAACUUGCUGCGAUCGAUGGAACCGAAAGUCAAACAGAUCGAUUUAUCGGAAGAGAAGGAGGAAUUGAUCGUCGUCGCAAAUGAAUGCGCUUUCUUGCUCCUCGGUUAUCUUCAAAGUCGCAUAGCAAAAAACCAUGAACUUCUCUAUAAAUUCAUCGAUCUUCAAUUGCAGAGGGUCAAUAUCUUUUGGGACGAUACUAUUAUCUCAAUGUUAACUAUCAUAUCGAAAAUAAUAAAGGAAGUGUCUGCGAAUUUGCCGUUAGAGUUGGUGCACACACUGCUCGGCAAGAAUUCGGCGUUGCUGAAAUUAAGAUUCCGAAAUUCCAUCCCCAUUCAAAACGCAUGUUUGGGCGUAUAUCACAGCCUUCUCAGUUUGAAGAAUAUUCCAUUAUUGCAGGAAUCUUAUCGCUAUAUACUAGCGGAUUUGGAGAUUGCUUAUAGGCUUAUAUUACCCGAUAUGGACAGCUUAGUUGUAGACAAUCCGUUAAACGAUUUGAAUUAUACAAAGAGCGAUAUUGAGAUUAUAAUUACGUUUAUACUUCUUGCGCUUUCGGAUAUAGCAAAUGCGAGUAAUUCGAUUAUCGGAAUGUGGGCUUUAAAGCCUAGUAUCCUCGAGCUUCUUGCAGUUAAAUUAAAACCAUACGACACUGCACUGUCUACAAUCAGCCCAUUUUUGCAAUAUAGUAUUUUGUAUUUGCUUUAUGCGCAUUGCUCCAGGUACAAUCACUUUGUUCCAAGUUCUAGCUUGAUAACUGGCAGUACCGCUUGUCGACCGAUGGAUAUGUUUCCUGGAACUUUAGAUGUACCGACCACAUCACCUACUAGCGGCCAUUUAUCUAUAAUUCUCAAUCUGAUAGCCAAGACGUACAACAAAAGGACGCCCGUACGAAUUUUACUUCUUUUGUCCAGUUGGUUGCAAGAGAUUUGCAUACAAUCCGAAAAAUACAUCGGGAUUUUGAGUAAAACUCAGGAGUGCCAGAAUAUCAUUGCGAGUUUAAUUAAUUGCGGCGCUACAACCAAUGAUGACAUUGCGAGCGCAGUAUGCAAUCUCUUGGAGAUCUUGAUGACUGCGAAGAAGGUGGAAUGGAAGCAAGAGACUUAUUCGAGUAUCAUAGAUCUAGCGACGUUGCAUUUAACAUCAUGCAAUAAAACAAUCCGCGAGAAAUACGGCUCACUACUAAUGUGUAUGCCCAUUAAUAUUGUUAUACCAAAAUUGAAUAAAGAAUAUUUAUUCUCAGACACUAAGAAAAUACGAGAAAUUGAAACAUAUUCGACAGAAUCAUUGAUACUUGCUCAGAGAUUACACAUGCGAGGUAAUAAUAAUGGGGAAUUAUUGGCGCAACAUUUCAAAACAUAUAUGGCAUUCCUACUGCAAGAGCAUUACCUCGACGCGGCCGGUUUGUCGGAAAUAUUUAGUCUAUGCUGGCCAGCUGUAUCGGAAAAUGAAACUACGGCGAGGAUAUAUGACUUGGCACUGGCAAAUUGUUCAUUCCUGUUCUUCUGGAGCGGUUUUGAGGCGGCGCAACAUUGCGUGCUCAACAAGCUCCGCACGUUUCUAGGGAAACCACAGGAGACAUUCACGUCGAUCGAGAGUGCUCUGAAAAUUCUGGCUCGCGAGAUAUCGUACAGCACAGACGUGAUAAUAAAGAAGGAAAAGCCAAGCUUGGAUCGCAUGUUGCACGAGCACACGCGGGUACGGCUUUUUAUAGAGUUCCUGGAACAUCUGGAAAGAGUUAUUCACAAUGCAGCAGAUGGUUGCGCGAUGGCGCUUUUGCCGUUAUCGAAGCCAGUCAGAACCUUUUUCCAUACGAAUAAAUCGACGUGCAAAGAGUGGUUGAAUCGCAUACGACUAGCUUUGUGCGUCGUCUCGUUGCACUCAGGCCUGGCGACGAGCGCGUUGCGAAACGGUCAGAGGCUGCUGGAAGAUUUGAGUAACGCCGAUAGUACGCAAGGUAUAGAGUUUGAGAGGGCAACGUUGUGGACGGCGCAGGCGAUGGUCGCACUGAAUGAGGCAGAAGCCUUGCAAGGACUCUAUGCGUAUGCCAAGACAAAGGACAGACAGUUUCCGUGGCUGAAAGCUGCGAUGGAAGAGGCCGCCGGACACUACGAAUCGGCGGUGCAGGGCUACAAGCAGAUAAUCGACGAACAGACACACGCUAAAACGGAUGAUGACGAAAAUUCCAAAGCUACGAGACUCGAAAGUGACAAUCAAGUGCUGGGUUUUUGCAUGCAGCGACUUUCCAAUUGUUAUAAAGCGGUCACCGAUUGGUCCGGAUUAGUAGACUGGAAAUUACAAGAGAACGAUAUAUUGACACAAGAAAGAAAUAUUGUUUUGCGAAAACAAAUUGCGGAAAAUAUCGUGCCGCAGCAGGCGGAUUGUUUGAAGAAGUUUGAAGAGGGUGAACUGAUCAGCUUAGAUGAACUGACGAAUUGGAAUCUGCUGGAUGACGAGAAGAAGAAUAAUUGGAGUUGUGCAAAUGCGCUGAGUGAAUGCAGCAAUAGUCUAAUGAACAUUGCGUUGAGGAUUCGCAGUAAUGAGUAUAAAGACUCGUUCGAAAACGUUAUCGAGAGAUGCGAGAAGGUCGCGGCUAAGACAAUGCAAGACAGUUUGCGAAAUGUACCUUCGGAGUAUCUCAAUGACGCUAUAUUGCUUCAGUAUUCCGCGACGGGACUGAAGAAUCUGUUAUGCGGUAAAAAUGACAAAAACGUUUUUGAAUUGUACAAAAUCGAUAAGAUCAAUCAUAUUAACUCGAACGUUUUAACGCAAGUCUUGUGGUGGUCCAAGUAUUUUGACCAAUCAUCCGACAACAGUUCCACGGAGGUGGAUAGUCUACGAUUACACGUCAUUAGAACGGCUAGGAAGGAAGGCAAUUUUAAUUUAGCGAAACGAGAGAUAGUUAAGUAUUUUAAAAUGGAGCAAAAUUUGAUCCAAUUGAAAAAUUCGACCACUACUUGCACUUUUGCCGAUAUCACGAAUAGCAUGUUGAACGGGCCUGUUCACGUGAAAUGGACCAAGAAUAGCAUGCAUGCAUUCAGAGAAUUUUCAAAAUUGCUGUACGACAUGGAGAACACGAACGAGGCGUUGAAGAUAUGCUGCGUAACUUCUUUGGGAAUUUCGCAGGCGAUCGUCAACGGUGAGCAAUCCGCCGAUUUGCGAGAGAUGGGAACCAAGCUUUUGCUUACCCUGGGUAAAUGGAUACAGCAGGACAUGAAUGUAAAAGACAAUCCACAGUUAGAGGAAUUGCUCAGAUUCGAAGCCGUGCAUAACGAUGGUCUGAUGGAUAAAUUGUUCGGUGACACGAUCGAUUUGAUCCCGACAUCGGAUAUGAUAAUUGGCAAACUGAUGCAGCUCGGUGUGAAUCAGUGUCCGGAUCUUCCGCACGCUUGGUCAAAUUUCGCCGCAUGGUGCUACAAAUGGGGUCGAAAAAUCGUGGAUAAUUCCAACUCUGGUCAAUUGACGGAUACCGAUCGGUUCAAUAUACAGUCUUUACUGCCAAUGGAUAUGGCCGAGGCCGAUCUCAACACCGUUUUCUGCAUACUCGGCCAGAAUAAAACUAUACCCGAGGAUGAGGGCGACAUAGACACGAACGACGUGAACACGUCCGACAUGAUAGAAAAUCAAUUGAGAAACCUGCCGGUGCUGAAUCACGCCGGCAACGAGCAUCUUCUCGGUAUGCUGGUCGAUAUCUGGCGACAGGCACAGAAGAGGAUCUACUCGUACUAUGAACUCUCGGCAAAUGCAUAUUUCAAGUACUUGCAAUUAGCCAAUAACGAGAGCAACGAGUGCGAUACCAUCACGGCAACGUUGCGACUAUUGCGGCUCGUGGUAAAGCACGCAUUGGAACUGCAGAACGUACUCGAGGCCGGUCUCUCGACAACACCGACCGCGCCUUGGAAGGAGAUUAUACCGCAGUUAUUUUCGAGGCUCAGCCAUCCUGAGGCGUACGUGAGGACUCAAGUGUCCGAGCUGUUAUGCCGUGUGGCGGAAAAUUCUCCGCAUUUGAUUAUAUUCCCGGCCGUGGUGGGCGCCGUUUCAGGCCAGAAGACCUACGACAAAGUCGUCUACGAGAAACCCAACGACAACGAUAAUUCGCAAAACGAAUUGGACUCGAAUGCCGCUGAAGAGGACGAGGUCGUCGCUUCGUACAACGACGAGCACGAAGGUUUUAUGGAUUCCUGUUUCUCGCAAUUGGUCGAUUGUCUUUCGAGUCGCAUCCAGGAUUCGAUAGUCCAGGUGAAGGUGCUGGUGAAGGAGCUCAGACGAAUCACUUUGCUGUGGGAUGAAUUAUGGCUGGCGACUUUGUGCCAGCAUCACACGGAGAUCACCAAGCGAUUCGAGCAGCUGGAGAUCGAGAUUCAGCGGGUGCAGAAUAACGUCUGGCUUGCGCCCGAAGAGAAGGACAAACUGAUUGCGGAAAAACAUAGAAUUAUUCUAAAGCCGAUCACGUUCAUAUUGGAGAAUCUUCUUUCUAUGACAUCCGUACCUGCCGAGACUCCGCACGAGAGAAACUUUCAGGAGAAAUUUGGCGCUUCCAUAGAGGAGGUGAUAAACCGAUUGAAUAAUCCCAAAAAUCCGGCGAAACCGCAAAUGGCUAGUUUGGCAUUGAAGCAUUUGGAAACCAAAUUGGCACAACGCGUGCACCGACGGACCGCUUAUUCCCUAUCGAUGAUGGAUAUCAGCCCUAUCCUAGCCAAUCUGAAGAACACAUGCAUCGCCAUGCCGGGCGUCGCUGCUAUCGAUAAUAAGAUCGUCACAAUCAUGUCGGUGGACAACAAUGUUCAGAUUCUGCCGACCAAGACGAAACCAAAGAAGCUAAUAUUCCACGGUUCCGACGGUCAUGUUUAUACGUAUCUGUUUAAGGGAUUAGAGGACCUGCACCUAGACGAGAGAAUAAUGCAAUUUCUAAGCAUAUGUAAUACCAUGAUGUCGAAAAACAGUGACACAAAGACAUAUAGGGCGCGACAUUAUUCAGUGAUUCCGUUGGGUCCCAGAUCCGGUCUCAUUCAGUGGGUCGACGGCGUGACGCCAUUGUUCAUACUCUACAAACGAUGGCAGCAGCGCGAAUGCGCUAUGAGCAGCAAAACCGGUGGCGGAAAUUCAACGAUUAUGCGACCAUCGGAACUGUUUUACAACAAAUUGACGCCGUUGCUGAAGGAGUGUGGAAUCGGCUUGGAGAAUCGAGAAAUCUGGUGUAACAGCAUCCAUGCCGGUAGCUGGUGGCAAGCCACUAAGAAUUAUUCGUAUUCCGUUGCGGUGAUGUCCAUUAUCGGCUACAUCAUAGGCUUAGGCGACAGACACCUGGAUAAUGUCCUCGUCGAUCUCAAUACUGGAGAAGUCGUGCACAUCGAUUACAACGUCUGCUUCGAGAAGGGAAAAACGCUACGCGUCCCGGAGAAAGUGCCGUUCCGCAUGACGCCCAAUAUCAAAGCGGCUUUGGGAGUAACUGGCGUCGAGGGUAUAUUUAGGUUCGCCUGCGAGCAUACUUUGAGAGUGAUGCGCAGAGGCCGCGAGACGCUCCUGACCUUGCUGGAGGCCUUUGUCUAUGAUCCUCUGGUGGAUUGGCGAGCUGGCGCGGAUACAAGUAUAGCGAGUUACGGUGCUUGCCAGGCCAGAGCGAGAUGUACCGGUGUCGGAAGGAAACAACUGGAGCAGGAACUUACACGUGCGAUGUUCGCCGUAAGAACGGCGGAGAUGCGUGUUGAAUGGCUGGCUAAUCGAGACGAAUUGACUAAAAUCUUACCACUGCUGUGUCAUCACUUGAACUGUUGGAUCGAGACGACCGAAGCGUCACGUCAGUGUCAGGAUUUACUGCAGGACCGACAUCAGCAACUCGCGUUAGUGAAGGAGGCACAGGCGAUGGGUCGGAAUCAUGCAUUGUACUCGGUCGUGAACCGAUAUAACUCGUUUAAACGAGCGCGAGACGCUCACGAAAAAGCGAAAGCUGGCUUAAAAGAUAAGAUAGAGGAAUGUGAGAAGCAGAUUAAUAUGCAUAAUAUCGCGUUGGCCGCGGUGCGAGGACCCCAAUUGGGACAGUGGCUGGCAGAAUUAGGAACCUCGGCGAAUCAAGAGGAUCACGUGGUGUUUGAUCUCGUGAAAGAGUUUUUGCAAAACGCCGGACAGAGUCAGAUGAUAUUACAAUGCGAACAAUCGGAGAAUGAAUUGACCCAGUUGGCUACUCAGCAAUCCAUUCUUAUACGCACCUGUUUGGACUUGUUGAGUCAGUAUUCCGCUAUCUGCAGCCUGUAUCCCCUAAGCACUCUGUCGCAGCAUCGUACCGUACUCUAUCACACAUGGGCCAACAAGUUAUUGACCUCAGGGACCGUCGAGGCGUGUCACGAGGUUAUGACGCAGUUUGAAGGAAAUCUAAAUCCGAUCAACCCGAAUAAUCCACAGGUUCCCUUCUCGUAUCAGAUGCAAGCGAUUCUAAACGAUUCGAACGAGAGACUCAAGAAAGCUUAUGAAAGAAUAGUAUCCGAAGGCUUGCCGGAAGCCGGCAAUAGGAUUGAAAAGGCGUAUGUCGAGUCGAAGGCACAGAUUGUAGGAUUCCUGCGACGAGAGAAGGGCGCGGAAAGAGCGCUCGAGUGCGUCAAUAUUACCGCGCUAUGUGCCUUGAAUAAGCGAUACCUGAUGAUGGAAGGCGCGGCCAAAUGCGCCGGGGAUUGUCUGGUGGAUCUCACGUCUCGCGAAGGGGACUGGUUUCUAGACGAGAUGCGUCUAAUGUCAUCGCUAAUCGCUGAAUUGAUCACGCUGAUACCGGAGAACCAUAAGACGAAUAACGACCCUAAGAUCUCGCUGAUACUCAAAUGCCUGAAGAGCGCCGAUUGCAUAUACAAGGGUUUACAGGAACUUAAUUAUAACUUUCAAACCAUUAUACUGCCGGAAGCGAUGAAGACUAUUGUCACGGAGGAGCCGAGCGUCAUGCGAAUGAUGGGCGAACUCAGCGAGAUCAUAAUAAUGACCGGGAUACCUCUCGGUGACAUUUUGGCGCAGCUCGAGAUGCAUCUUCGAUUCACCGUGAUGGAGAUGGAGAGUCCGCAUGCGAUGAUACAAGGUAUAGUGGCUAAUAUGAGAUUACGAUUCGAGGCGUUACUGUCGCGACCAGCGGAGAUUCAGGACUUGAAUCAGGAAGAAACUUUGACUCCGGGUCAAAUGCUGCUAAUGGGUUUCAACGGCCUGUUCGAGAAAUUGCAAAUGGAAGGUAACGCCUUGGUGGCCACUUUGAGUUCGCUGGACAUCCCGUUAAAUUGGAAAAAAAUCGAUCAGAUACGCGAGGCUAAAGAGAUGUCAGCGCCCAUCUUCAACAAGGCAGCCAGACAAGUUCUAGAGGACAUAUUCCUGAUUAAGAGAUUACAUACGAUACAGGAAUUCUUCAUGAUGUGCAGGGACAUUGCUACCGCGUUCAAAGGCGGACUAGCGAAUGUGUACGACGACGAACGACUUAACAAACCUGUCCGAGUAUUCACAGCCGAUUACGUUUCGAGACAAUUGCUCGGCGUUACGUCACAAACAUUGGCAAUCACCUUGUGUUUCCUGCUGCAACGCAUGGGCCUGAACGUAACCACCGAGAUUGAACAAAGAGAUAUCGGAGCAGAAAGCAAAGUUUCACUGGAGGAGCUGUGUCGGAAGAUGGUGGAUCUGUGCUUGAAGAAGGGAUUGUUCUCGGGCUCAACCUUGGCGCAAGCGGGCGCGUUAAGUAGCACGCUGGAAAGCGCCUGGCGACGGAAACAAGGCGCCAGACUGGCGCAACAAAGCGUCGAAGUAGCUAGAGCCAGUUUGCAGAGACUUCAACUUCAGCUAAUGGCCCAUCAUUGGUUGCACGAGGAUAUCAUGAUGCUAAGAUCCAACAUAAAUCCAAUGAAUCCUCUAAAUCGGUCCACCUUUAUGCUGGAGCUGCGAAAAACUGCGGCGGCACUGUCGAACUUGCAAUCGCGAGUAUGCGAGGCUCGUGAGCAACAACAGAAUCUUGUCUCAAGCGCCGUGCAACGUCUCAAGUGGGCUGCUGGCGCCAAUCCAGCAUUGGGCGAAGUUAUGUCCGCGUUCGACAACGCGGUAUUGUCAUCAUGCGAGAAAUUGACCAGACAACACAAUCUAGCAGCGAUGGUGGUGAACACAUGCAAUUCUAUAUUACACUACGAAGCUCUGAGGACCAGAACAUCGGAAAGCAUGACGCACGAUGCCAAUUUGGUCAAACUAAUCAAACACUGGGAAGAGAGCUGUGUGCUGACAGCCAAUUUGAAUAUCACUGUUACCAUGAUAGAGGAGAGCCUCGUACAGUUAUUGCAGCUGGAAAACAACGUAGACACCGCAUGGCUGAAGCAAGCCGAGAAAAUCGUAUCUGAGGCGAUAGUCGAUACCCAGAAGAAGUUACAAGAGAAGCAAGAAGCUCUCUUCACCGCCGAGGAUUAUUUGAGAGAGCGAGUCAAAAAUUUACAGAAUGUGCUCGCCGAACAUCAUCGACUUAUGUCGGACGUUAGAGUGCUAUUGAAAACGAUGGUAAAACAGGAGAACAUUGACGGUUUGCAGGAUUUCUUGUCCGCCUAUCGCUCUUUCACGGAAAGUGUAUCGACGAUUGUGAAGGAAUUAGAGUCCAAUAAUUUCGAUUCGGCUCGCGGCGUGGCGAUCAAGAUUGAUCUAGAGACGAUGGCAGUUAAAGCACCCAAUUUGUACAAUCAACUGUUAGAAUUCGCGAGCGAGCACAAAUUGAAUCCGGCGAAAGCCGCGGAAAAACCGGACAAUCUGAAGAAGAAAGGCAGCAGACUGAUACGACAAGAGAGCGUAUGCUUGAGUCCGAGGAAAGGAACACCAUUAGCCAGAGAUCCGACUACGGGCAAAGCUGUACAAGAGCGAAACGCCUACGCGCUGAACGUGUGGCGUCGCGUGCGCAUGAAGCUGGAAGGUCGCGAUCCGCAACCGACACGGAAGUAUACCACGGCUGAGCAAGUGGAAUACGUGAUACGCGAAGCGCUAAGCAACGAUAACCUAGCCUUGCUGUACGAAGGCUGGACACCGUGGGUCUGAACGAAGAGCUGUUGGCGCUCGCGCGCCCCGAUGGCUCGACACUCGUCUCACAUGACGGUAUUCAAACUUGUACCGUCGUAUCUAUGUCGCCCUACGUUGCCGUAGGAGGCAAAACUCCACUCCGCUCGAAACCAGAUAUGGCGGAGUGUCAUCCGGGGAAACAAGUCAAUCAAGAAACAAGUCGGUUUUUCAGGAUCAAUCUCUCCGGCGCGACAACUGAAAAUCCACUGUGCUGAAUGCUGAUUCUAUAAUUGUCUCAAAAACCGAGGCUGGUGUGCAAUCUAUUAUACUUAUGGAUAUGUAAUGAGUGUGUCUUCUUUCUUUAUUUCUUUUUUUUUUUUUUUUUUUUUUUUUUUUUUUUUUUUUUUCAAGAAUGUAUGGUAUAUUGGGCGGAUAAAUGUGCAGAGAUAAGUAUUAUUCUUUUGGGAGCCAUGAAUUUUUGGGGGAAGCAUAGAAUCGGCCAUAUCCUAACGCUAACGGUGUAGUCGCGAGAAGUUCGGCUGACGAUAUAUUGAUGGGAAGUCCGAUGAUAAUGAUGAAAGUCUCGAUCGUAGUGACGAUCCCAAUUAUUACCUAUAUAUGCAAUAUAAUUUGCGUAAUGUCAUAGAUAGUGUCAGGGAUUAAAAUCGCCUAGCAUUUCAAUCGAGGCAUCUGAAUCGGUUUUCGCACCGACAUUUUGAUUUUAGAUACAUGUACACCGAUGUAUACACAGAUAUACAUUUGAUGAUUAAUUCGAUCAGGAGUCCGAGAUCAUGUAAACGUAUUACAGCAUUAUUUUUCAAUAAGAUGAAACAAAAUAAAAGACAAAAUUUUAAAAAUGUCCGCGACUUGACAUAAAAAAAUAGUUUAUUAUUAUUAAGUUACUUUAUGUAACUAAAUAUGUUCAAAAUCAGCGCAUAUGUAUAUACACUUACACUUACAUACGUAUGCAGAUACACUGCUCACAUAUUACAGAUAUCAUACGUCUCUACAAACAUACAGAUAUACAUACAUAUAUAUAUACGCGCGCGUAAGUGUAAAUUUGGAAAAUUUAAUGAUCUCGCGGCACAAUCGCAAUUUAUCGUCGAUUAUAAUGAAACAAAAUAAUUUCUGCGGUAAAUGCGUACAUAGUUUUGUAAAGUUUAUCACGUCGACUCAGUUUGUGAGUUUUAUAAUGUUAGUAUCGGACGAUCCGGACAAAAAAAAUUCAUUAGCUUCGUAGCCAACAUUGUGACACAUGAUAGUGUCCUCGCUACUCUCUGGCGUUGCACAUUUCGCCGAGUCAUGUUUUAAUUGCUUGAAUAAUGCUGUCAUAAAUAAAGAUUUUCACAUAUACAUUGCAGAAGUAAUGAUAAACACUCGUUUCUUUUAAAUGUUUGUUGCGAAUUUACAUAAUUGUAUGAAUUUUAUCAGUUUAACAUAACUCAUUGAGUAAUAUGUGCAGGAUGUUUUAAGAGGAAUCUACUAUACAGAUGUGUUCCACAAGCUAGAAUGGAGAAAAAAAUCUAUAUAAAUGUAAGGCCGGUGAUUGGUCGUUAAGAACGCUCAAAUUUGAUAAAAAACAAAAUUUUAAAAGAUUAUUUAUUAUUUUACUAGGAAUUAUUUUUCCUGAAAAAAAAUAAUUCGUUAUGUAAAAUAAGUAAAAAAUUUUAUAAUUAUUUAAUUAAAAUAAUUAGAUAAUGUUUAGUCAAAAUUAAUUUCUUAAAACUAUUUUUUUUUUUUUUUUUUAAAGAGGAUAACUAAAGUAUUGUUAGAUUUUAUAUAUAGAUUUCUUUUUUCUUUAGCCUCUGAAAAACACAUCUAUAUAAUAUAUAUACGGCAGGUUUUUUCUAAAAUAUCAUAUACAAAUAACACACAAAAUGCUAUACAAAUUGAAAUUGAAAUUGGCCAACACAACAUUUUAGGGAAACGUGACAGAAUUUCAUAGCGCAGCUCUAAGAGAUUUUCAAAUUUUUUCUGAUUUGUAACCUUUCGACAAACUUUACACAAUAAAUGACUACGAGUUUGGCGUAGACGAAUUUUAUUUGUGUAAAAACUCAAAGAAAA
Molecule: messenger RNA, 13053 nt
Organism: Formica exsecta
Lineage: Eukaryota; Metazoa; Arthropoda; Insecta; Hymenoptera; Formicidae
Gene: nonC
Product: serine/threonine-protein kinase SMG1
Biological process (GO): phosphorylation; negative regulation of macroautophagy; nuclear-transcribed mRNA catabolic process, nonsense-mediated decay
Cellular component (GO): nucleus; TORC2 complex; TORC1 complex
Molecular function (GO): protein serine/threonine kinase activity; protein binding
Source: RefSeq, a predicted model, not a curated record